Messenger RNA from Trematomus bernacchii (emerald rockcod), 3560 nucleotides. RefSeq lists its product as uncharacterized. Bases 2471 to 3376 code for a protein of 301 amino acids. Lineage: Eukaryota; Metazoa; Chordata; Actinopteri; Perciformes; Nototheniidae. The transcript has 2 exons. The record is from RefSeq and is a predicted model, not a curated record.
CCUCUAACUCCGCAGCAGACUCUCUACCUCGUAAAAAACUCUGGAUCUAACCCUGUGCUUUGUUAAAACACAGGCUCUAAGCCGGUGCUUUGAGAGGGUCAUAAUCAUAUGGCAAUCUAAAUGUGCUUUAUGUACAACACAUGUGGACAUUUCACCUUUCUAAAUGAUUUUUUUAUUUAUUAUAUUGGUUUUAAAUAAUAAUAAACUAAUAAUCUCUCAGGAGCUCGUGUCUGAGUCUGUCAGUGGCUGCUUCCGCCUCUCUCUCUUUCGGCAGCUCGAAGAAUCGCCCGUCUCUCUCACAGCUCAAACAAUCCUGUGCGUAAAAUCAGGCGCGACCCAACUCGAACGACCCUCCCCACAGCAGCUCGCGGUGUGACCCCUCUCCCUGACGAAGCUCUCACUGCAUGUGGAGCUCGUCGCUGUUCCGGGAGUUCGGGAGGCGGAGCUUAGAUAGUCCGACGAACUAGCUCCGCUUCCCGAAAAUUGAAACAGACCAGACACAUAAAUAGUGGAGCAUGUCAGUCCUUCUUCAGUUGAGCGGAGCUGAGGAAAGCUGCUGUGUCUAAAACUCUCGUACUGUGAUGCUGAACACGGAAGCAGCCAAUGAGGAGGAGGGAGUAACUAUCCCUCGGAGAGCCGAGCAGGCUCUGUGUUGUGUCAAAACACUGGGUUAGAUCCGGGUUUUUUUUAGACACCGGCUCCAACUCCGCAGCAGACUCUCUACCUCGUAAACAACUCUGGAUCUAACCCUGUGCUUUGUCAAAACACAGGCUCUAAGCCGGUGCUUUGAGAGGGUCAUAAUCAUAUGGCAAUCUAAAUGUGCUUUAUGUACAACACAUGUGGACAUUUCACCUUUCUAAAUGAUUGUUUUAUUUAUUAUAUUGGUUUUAGAUAAUAAUAAACUAAUACUCUCUCAGGAGCUCGUGUCUGAGUCUGUCUGUGGCUGCUUCCGCCUCUCUCUCUUUCGGCAGCUCGAGGAUUCUUCCGUCUCUCUCACAGCUCAAACAAUCCUGUGCGUAAAGUCAGGCACGAGCCAACUCGAACGACCCUCCCCACAGCAGCGGCUCGCGCUGUGAACCCUCUCCCUGUCGAAGCUCUCGCGCCAACUCAAUCCCUCUCAUAUGGAGCUCGUCGCUGCUUUCGCCGUUGGCUUCUCUAGUCUCACUCUCAGAUCAAGAUCCCUCCGCGUACAAUCUGACACACCAAAAAUAAAGUUGAACUCGGUCAGUUUGUCGUGUUUGAGCUCUUAACAUUCACGGACUCGAGUGAUUCUGUCUCAUAACCAGAAAUCCUCCCGUUGAGCCUCACGAAGACCUUUUUCAAAAUGUGCUGAAGUCUCCUCUCUUCAGGCUGUUUCCGUGUUUGCCUCUAACGUAAAAUCACACGCUCUCCUGCUCGGCUCUCGCUGCGUUAACUCACUCCUCACUGGCUGCUUCCAACUUCGGGGAGCCGGCUGUCGGGCACGAGCUCUCUCUCUCACAGCCUCCCUCUCUCUGUGUGUCUGACCAGCCAAUGAGAACAUGUUGAGCUGUGUCUUCACGGUGCCGGCUAUAGCGAGGCUCCCUCUUUCUCACAGCUGGGAAAAAAGGCCGAAUCUGAAAGAGCAGACUCCUCCCAAACGAGAUUCUGCCUCUCACUGCUCACUGAGAGAGAGAGCUCGUGGCCAACAGCCGGCCCCGUGAACACGGAAGCAGCCAAUGAGGAGGAGGGAGUAACUAUCCCUCCGAGAGCCGAGCAGGAGAGCGAGAGAGAAACAGUCUGAAAGAAGAGAGGAGGCUUCAGCACAGUUUGAAAAAGGAAAGCAGUCUUCGUGUGGCUCAACGGGAGGAUUUCUGGAAGAGAAAUAUGAUGGGUGAUCUUUUCGAGACAAAAACACAUGAGGCAGAGGGAGAAAAGUUCCUCAAGUAUCAGGACUUCACGGUAAUCAUAUAUCGCACUUUAAAUAUGCUUUUUGCACAACACAUGUAUGGACAUGUCACCUUUCUAAAUUAUUGUUUUAUUUAUUAUAUUGGGCUUAAAUCAUAAUAAACGAUAUAACUCUCUCAGGAGAGGUGCGCGAGUACUCUCCCACACAGCUGGGAAAAUGCUGCAUCCGCGAGCUUGCCGCACGAGAGAGGGAUCUGAUCUUUCAGAAUUAGCCUUUUCCCCCGAGCUGUGAGAGAGAGGUACCGGGCCCGACAUUCAGCGUGGUGAAUACACGGCUCAACAACCGCGAGCUUCCAUCGAGAAGUCGAGCCCGAGCCCUCUCUCUGAAAUCUCGGUUACAAUAAACUUGGAAUUCAGACUCCUCCCAUAAAUUUAACCGAAAUCAAAGAGUAUUUAAAGAGAGAGCAUUUGGAGAAGAUUCAGUCUGACUUGGGCUGCACUCUGUGGACACCUGCUGUAACUGCACCUCUCUCAGCGCUCUGAAAGAAUAGUAUUAACGAGAGAGCACUUGUAAUAAGCACAGGAUCCAGACGAAGAAGACGAGAUGGCAGCUCAUACUUUAUGCAUGUUCUUACUUAUUGUCCACCUUCCUCUCGUAGGAGGCCUAGCUGUCGAUACGAUAUUAGGAGACCAAGUUCAGUUUCCAGAGACUGAACAGUGCAGGGAGACAGGAGCGACACUUCAGCACACUUUGACAGGUGGAAGCAGUCAGCCUGUGGCUCGUCUGGAGGAUGUCUGGAAGCCGGCAGCAGGUUACAAAGACCGGAUGAGUCCAAACGAGUCCGUGGUCUUAAACAGGAGCAACAUCAACGACCAGGGACUGUACGGGCUAACCUGCGGCUCAGAGGAGAAACGUAUCCAUCUGAAUGUCAUCACAUCCUCUGAGAAAUCAGUGCCUGAGGGACAGGCUGCUGGUUUUACCUUCCACUACUUUACUGCAGGAGAACUCGGGAGGUACAGAGUGGAGAGAAACACACAGCUUGUGUUUGAGCUGGACCUCUCCUCCGGAAGCACCUCACAGGGCUCAGGGUUUGAGAACAGAACAUCUGUAGCCCCUCACUGGAGGACAGAUGGAGACCUGACUCUGACCCUGCAGGGGGUGAAGCCCGAGGACCGAGGAGAUUACUUUCUCUACGUCCUCAAGGACAGAAAGAGGGGACAUCUGCAGGCUGUGAGGAUGAGGGUCAGCCCUGCGCUGAAUACACCAGAGGAGAGGAACCCGGAACAGAUCACCUGCACCCCCCAGCCACCACGCCAGAAGAAGACCCCGUGGAUCACCAUCGCCAUCAUCGCUGCUCUGGUUCUGGUUGCACUUGGUGUUGUGUGUAGGCAGAGGAUCUGCAGAUCAAAUGUCUCAUCCGGUGGAGGAAGAUCUCUGACAGAAGAGGAGAGUCAACCCAUCACAGACCCUCGUGUUCCAGAAGAGAAUGGACACGCUUCAUUAGCUUAAUAUUUAUUUAUAAUGUCUUUUAUUUUCACUGCACUUUCCCUUCGAUGUCACACUUUUCCCCUCUCUCUGGGAAAAUAAGGGAUUUCUGAAUCUGAUCUUUUGCUUUGCCAAUAAAAUAAUAAAAUGUAUUUGUGUUGUGUUUGUGUGCUGGACUGGAGGUGAAUAUAUUUUCUCCAAAACAUUU